AAGAGAGACAGGAGGGGGCCCGGGGCCGCCGGGCCGCCGGGCAGGAAGUGCUGAGUCGAGCAGUGGGGGAGCAAGGGUGGCUGAGGAGUUGUAGUUGAGAAGACGCGUGUCUGGGCUUGAGAGAGUGUUCAGCUGUCUGCUCCGCUCGCGAGCUGUGUGCAUCCGGUGUGCCUGUCUGCCGUGCCCCUGUACUGUGCCUGAUUAACUAACUGUUCUGUGCCCUUGAAAGUUGCUGUACUGUGUGAGGAACCUAGCUGUCAUUAAACUAGAACUUAGUGUUGAACGUGUAUCCUUUGUGCCCUGCCUCGUUCCCGCCUCCCCUCGGUGUUCGGUGUGGGCCGCUGUGAGUGACUGGUGCCCGUGUGGUUGUUCGAGAGGAUCACGCCACCUGCCUGCCCGUGGAUGGUGUGUGGUAGGGGGGGUGGCGUAACACUUGGUGUCAAAGGAGUGGGAUAUAAGUGAACAGUGAAGCGCGCCGAGUGUCAUGGCGUCCCCCAAUGGUCGCCGUGAGGGUGAGGAGACGGGCAAGGCCGAGGCUGACCCGGGUGAGGUGAAGCCGGGCCAGAUGGAAUUGUUCGCUGCCAUGCUGGCCAGUAUGAGGCAGGAAUUGGAUCAGAGGGCAGACGAGAGGGCACGCGAGCAGGCUCAGAGGGCAGAAGAGAGGGCUCGCGAGCAGGCUCAGAGGGCAGAAGAGAGGGCACGCGAGCAGGCUCAGAGGGCAGAAGAGAGGGCAGACGAGCAGGCACGCCAUCUUGCCGAUAUCCUCCAGAGCUGUUUCUCGUCGCUGAAGGUGGAAACCCAGCAGUACACCGACCAGGGCUGCGACACGCGAGGGGUGAACGGCUGGAGGAGGUGCGGACCCAGGAAGGCGAGGUCCGAGGCCUGAGGGAGGCGGAGGGGCAGCUGCGAGAGAUGGCACCGUCGCACGCGGAGGAAGAAGGCUCAGUUCUGGCAGGAAGCGCCGGGGCGGCGGUCCUGCAGGGGCCUAUCUGGGGCCCCUGGCAAGGACUCCUGGAGCCUGGUAGUGUCGUGGCGGAACCAGUAGCUGCCGCAGGAGGUUGGGGAGCCCCCGCCUCGUUGCCUCCCUCACCCCCUCCCUCUCCUCCAUGCCAGCCGA
Eriocheir sinensis (Chinese mitten crab) is the source of this 1117-nucleotide messenger RNA. Its product is annotated as ATP synthase subunit b-like. Lineage: Eukaryota; Metazoa; Arthropoda; Malacostraca; Decapoda; Varunidae. The transcript is spliced from 2 exons. The record is from RefSeq and is a predicted model, not a curated record. The coding region runs from base 485 to 886 and encodes 133 amino acids.